Rana temporaria (common frog) is the source of this 1932-nucleotide messenger RNA. RefSeq names its product deoxythymidylate kinase (gene DTYMK). Gene Ontology annotation, biological process: dTDP biosynthetic process; dTTP biosynthetic process; dUDP biosynthetic process. Lineage: Eukaryota; Metazoa; Chordata; Amphibia; Anura; Ranidae. Gene Ontology annotation, cellular component: cytosol; cytoplasm; nucleus. The record is from RefSeq and is a predicted model, not a curated record. The transcript has 5 exons. Gene Ontology annotation, molecular function: dTMP kinase activity; ATP binding. Bases 104 to 754 code for a protein of 216 amino acids.
GGUUAUACGAAUCGGUGAUUGGUUGGCUAGUCAGAGCGGCGCGUUUGACUGAUUUCCGGGUGUUUAUAGAGCGCUAGUCUUCGUAUUGUUAGCGCUGGCUGUCAUGGCGGGACGUCGUGGGGCUUUGAUUGUACUGGAGGGCGCUGACAGGGCCGGGAAGAGCACGCAGGCCAAGAGGCUGGUGGAAGUAUUAAAAGAGCGGGGCUACCAGGCUGAGGGCAUGCGCUUUCCCGAGAGAACAACUGAAAUUGGCCAGCUGGUCGGCUCUUAUCUUGAGAAGAAAAGUAACCUUGAAGAUCACACUGUUCAUUUACUCUUCUCUGCAAACCGCUGGGAACAAGUUCCUUUGAUGAAAGAGAAGCUAAGGAGUGGUGUCACCCUUGUGGUGGACCGAUAUGCUUUUUCAGGAGUUGCAUUCACAAGCUCCAAAAAGAACUUUUCCCUUCACUGGUGCAAGCAGCCAGAUGUGGGACUUCCAAAGCCAGAUAUUAUUAUUUUUUUGGACAUAAGUCCAGAAGCUGCUGCUAAGCGUGGAGAUUUUGGAAAUGAACGUUAUGAGACAAGUGCUUUUCAGCAGACGGUGCAGAAACGCUAUGCUGAACUUAUGGAAGACAGGUCUCUUAACUGGAAGGUAAUUGAUGCAGCCCAAAGUAUGGAUGAAGUCCACAAUGCAAUUCAACAGCUAAGUGAAGCCAUAAUACAAGAAGCCAAAGAUCAGCCAAUUGGAAAACUCUGGGUUGAGUCUGAUGCAUGAAUCUAAAAUGUUGAUCACUUGGUCUUAGACUGACCACUUUCUUGCUCAGAAUGGAGUUGUUUUUAAUGGAAAAUGUCUCUUCACCUUCCCAGCACCAUAAUAUAAUAUAUUUUGCAGAAAUAUGUCCAAGGUUUUAUGUAUUUGGGUGUCUCUCAAGACCACCUAAACAUGUGCUGUACUUUUUGUGUUGCUUUAAAAUAGUUUUUUAGCUGCUUUUGGUACACACCUAAAAUGUAGGUUGUUCUAAUAUGCAAUGUAUAUGUAAAUCUCCACAAAAGCAAUGCAGGUAUUUUAUUAACUUUCCAAACUGUAUAUGAAAUUUUAUCUUUUAGGCUGUACAUUGCUUGAUGUAAAAACGAAAUGUAUCAUAGUCCAGCAUUUCCUAAAGUGUGUUCCUUACAAAGUCUUGAAUUUUUCAGUAGUACAGUAGAGUAAACCAUUGAGGGCAGGUACUAUAGCAGCGUUUUGAACCGUAUAACUGAAAAUGUCUGCUAGUACAGGGCCUUCCUCACAACAUCCUCACAGAAGCAGACGCAUGGCCUAAAUCUGGUAUGGGCUUCAUCCUCCCUCCUACUCUUUAUGCCUAAAUCAACAUGUGUCUGCAUGACACUACAAUAAGUGAACUUGGGUGUAAAUUAUAGAUGAGGCACAGUGGCAGUCAUUGGUGCUAAAACACGACCAGUUAUAGGGUUAAAACCUGCCAUGUUUAUUGCUAUGUCACUUAUUGUGGAGGUUUUCAGUCCCUGGUGGUGCAUGUCACAGGAAGUGAGAGGAAAUAGUCCUGGGACCCAGCAAGCAAAAACUGACUUCUCGCUUACCCACAGUGAAAAAAAAAAUGUAAUUGUUACUUUUCUCCUUUUCUCCUAUCAAUGGCAUCAAAGUACAGGAAAACCUUUAAUUUGUGGCCACAUCAGCAAAACCCUGACAGAUGUUCUAAUCUUCACUUUCUCCAAACCUGGGAAAAUGCUAAGUUAUGGCAAACCACCUAUAACCAGCUGGAUAUUGGUAUAGAUGUAUCAUGAAUACUGUAUUAUAUGUUCAUAUGUAUUAUGAUUUUCUUGUGCAAUGCUGGUAUAUGCAGUUGCCAUCCAAAGUGCAAUCAAGUCUGUAGGAGAGUUUUCUGUGAAAUGUGUUUUUUAAAUCUAGACCACUUUUAAAUAAAUAUAUUUAAAUCUAAA